AGUUUUUCGUUCACACUCCGCACUGCUGGUUGUGUCUGUUUGUUGUUGCUGUCGUCGCUCGCUGUUGCCGUCGUUCUCCUCGUCGUCGUCGUUGUCGUUGUUGUCGUCGCCGUGUGCUCGUGGUUGUCGCUGCUGUUGCUGCUUGCUGAGCAAACGAAAAGCUACAUAUACCAAAGUAAGCGACAGCGCGAAACGUAUCAAAACGUAAAAUCGUCCGCGUGUUGAAAAUCAUUGUAUUUAAACACGGCAAAUAAAUGUAAAGGUGCAACGUUUAUUUAACAAAAUAAGCCAAGCAUCGUCACAAACGGCGAGUCUCGUCUCCAGUUGGAAGUUAUGACAACAAUAACAACAACGAAAGCAACAACCAUACCCGAAAUCUUUAGCACGCAGUUUCUGCCGUCGCGCGACGCAACAAUGCGUUAACGUUACGUUACGUUGCCGUUGUCGCUUACGUUUUCUCUGUUCGCUGCGCUCUCUUUUUGCGUGUGUGCCGUACUCUCUUUCGCUCUUUCGCCGCCGCUGUAGGUUUUGCCGGCGACUCCAUUUACUACUACGACAACGUCGACGACGAAGACACACUCACUCAACUCAGUCAGCAGAGGGCAGCGAAUCGGGCAGAGCACAACACUCUCAGCCAGCACUCACUUUGCGUUUACGUCGUGGCCCAUGAAGUUCGUUUAGCUCGCGCGCUUCGCCCGCCGCAUUAAAAAAUAUGUGUGAAAACUGAUGGAAAGAAAAAAUAAAAAAAAAAAGAAAAGAACUGCACACACAAUAACAGCAACAAAUAAUUGAGGACAGCUAAACACAGUACAAGCGCGGGGGCAUCAACAACAACAAUUAUGUGAUAUCUACAACAAAUAAUUUACUUUUUUUUGUGCUUUACUGCUUGCUCUGCUGACGUCACACAGCGCCAGAGAAACGCAAAGAAAAUAAACUUGCGCAAAACGUGAGAAGAAGAAGAAGUACGAAGAAAAACGUAGUGAAUACAAAAUGAAAUUGAACAUGAUGAAAAACGCAAAAAAUAUGAAACGUGUGUGAUAUUAAAUGAGCGCGACGACGACAGCGGCAGCAGCAGCGGUAACAAAAACAACAGUAGAAGCAGCAGCAACUACAACACACCAGCACCAGCGACGUUGGCAGCAGCAGCGACGACGACGACGCAGGCCAGGCGACGGCAGCAGCAGCGCGGCAGCGGCUUCAAGCAUUUGUGCUUUGCUGGGUUGUUCGUCGUGAUACUAUAUGUUAAACAACAACAAAAAUAAGCGAAGAAAUUCCGAUUUAGAUGUGAAGAGAAUCCCUAGGUGCUAAUUUAGUUGAUAAGCGCAAACAAAAAGUACAAUAAAGAAAAAAAACAACAAGAAAAUACACUCACACACACCGCAACCAAUACACACACAUCUGGCAACAAUUUCGAACUAGGUGGCAACAUUUUUAGCGAGCGCGCUUAAAAGUAUGCUACACAAAAUUACGGGCGAUCGCCGCGCUGCCAGGCCAACGUAGCAAAAAGCAAAAGACAUAAAAGAAACGACUAAACUGUAAACGAGAAGAAGCAGAAGAAGGAGGAGGAAGAGGCAGAGGAGUGAAGAGUAGAUAGAGAGCAGAGCGCUAGCAAAAUACUAUUUUUGUACAACUGCAGGCAGCGGCGACUGCGAAAUGUCGAAAUAUUUAACAACCACCGCCGCGCCCAACAGCCACAGCAAUAACAACAGCAGCACACAACGUCAACAGCAACUUUAUGGAGUUGGUGGCGGCAAUUCGCAGGUGGUACGAAAGCUCAGCUAUGAGCUGCUGGGCAACAACAACAACAAUAACAGCAGUCACAACAAUAACAAUAAUAAUAUUGUGAUCAAAAAUGAAAAGCUGCUGGACAUUGAUUACGAGCAACACGCUGGUGGCAACCACAACGAUAACAGCAGCAACAGCGGCGUUGGCGUCGCUGCACACCUGCGAGAUCACGUCUACAUAAGUCUGAGCAAGGGCGCAACAACAACAUCCACAGUUAUUGCCGAAGCAACGAGCACACAUCAACAUCCACAACAUCCACAGCAGCAACAGCAUCGCAGUGGCGGUGCAAGCAAAACAAAUGAUAUCACACAAUACUACAAGGUCAAGCGCCGGGCGCACGGAGUCACCCACGAGAUCCACCCGAAGAAACAGGCCAAACAAAGCGAUCAGCAUCAAACGGUCACCUACAACAGCAAACAGCAGCAACAGCGCUACCACCACCACCAACAGCAGCAUCAGCAGCAGCAAUACGAAGUCGAACACGACGACGACGACGAUGAGACGACGACGAGCAAACCGGCCGGCAACGGAUCUUCUGCUCAUCACUCGCAUGCUCAGUUUGCGCGAACAGCGUCUCAGCAUCAGUCGACGGCGUCGCAGCAGCAGCAACAGCAUCAUCAUCAGCAACAGGCAUCGUUAGUCACAUCGUCGUCAUCGGCGGCAUCAACUGGAGGUGGAGGUGGUGGUGGAGGAGGAGGCGGUGAUCGCAAUCGGGCAGACACCUCGUUGGGUAUAUUGACGAAAAAGUUUGUGGAUCUGCUGCAGGAGUCACCGGAUGGUGUUGUUGAUCUGAACGAUGCCUCGAAUCGUUUGUCCGUGCAGAAGCGACGCAUCUACGACAUUACGAAUGUGCUCGAGGGCAUUGGCAUCUUGGAGAAGAAGUCCAAGAACAACAUUCAAUGGCGCGGCGGUCAAUCGUUGGUCAGCAACGAGCGUUCCCGUCACCUCGAAGCGGAAAACGAGCGACUCGAGCAGCGUGAAAAUGAGGUCAACACGCUUAUCGAUCAGAUGCGCAGCGAGCUGGCCGAUAUAUCGGGUGAGGUGGAGAAUAUCAGUGGCAUGGCCUAUGUAACGCAGAAUGAUCUGCUCAAUGUGGAUCUGUUUAAAGAUCAGAUUGUGAUAGUGAUCAAGGCGCCGCCAGAGGCCAGACUUGGGUUCUCAGAUCCAAAGGAGCCGCGUGAGAUUUUCGUCAAGUCGGAGAAUGGCGAGGAGAUAAAUGUGUUUCUGUGCCACGACAACUCGCCGGAGAAUUCACCGAUUUCCCCUGGCUCUGGACCCGAUUCGGGUUAUGCGCCAUCUGGCUCAUUGGCGGGCAGCAGCGGCCUGCGGACGGCGACGUCGACGCGACUGCAACACCUGACCAAUCAGCGGCUCAACGAUCCGCUGUUCAACAACAUUGAUGCCAUGAGCACCAAGGGUCUAGGCCAUACACCAUAUCGCGUAUCAGCCCAACGCAACCUCAGCAAAUCGAUUGAGGCGGCGGCCAAGCAAUCCCAGCCUGAAUAUAAUAACAUUUGUGAUAUUGGCGGCGUCAAGUAUGAACUGACUUCGCCACAGCAGCAGCAACAGCAAUCGUCGACGAAUCAUGUCGCCGACGACGAUGACGAUGAUGAUGUUGACGAGGAGCUAAAUCAAUUGGUGCCCACGCUGACCAGUCCUGUGGUGCGUAGCAGCGGACAUCACCAACACCACCAGCAGCAGCACCAACAGCAACAUCAUCAUCAUCCCCAUCAGCAGCAUCAGCAGCCGAACACUAUUCAGCAGCUUUUCAGCAGUCUAACAAAAUCGCCCACGCCAACGACGACGACAACAACGACGACAAGGCGACGUGGCAACAACAACAAUACGCUUAAUAGUCAUAACAACAACAACACCAACAACAGCAGCAGCAGCAACAAUUCCCAACCCCCCAACAGCAACAGCAGCUACAAUCAGCAACCGCAGCAACGACGCAGCGAUGUACCCAUGUAUAACUGUGCAAUGGAAGGAGCGACUGCGCCCUUUACUGUUAACAGCAACAGUAACAGCGGCAGCAAUCACAGCAACAACUCCUCGGCCAUGGGCUCGCUGCAGAUGCAGUUUGCAGCCGUCGCUGGCAAUGACAACAGCAACAACGGUGGCCUUGGCUUAACGGCAACAUAUGGCGACAUCUCUGGCGCUGGCGCCAAUGUUGCUCAUCAUCAGCAGCAGCAGCAGCAACAACAGCAGCAGCAGGAAUACACGCAUCAUAGUCGCAACUAUCGCUUGUUGCCGCCAGGCGUUGCCGACUGCGACGCUGACAGCGACGGCAGCAAUGCUGCGCUGCAAGGCCUCGAUGCACUGUUCAGUGAUAUCGACACGGACUACUUCAAUAACGAUGCAUUUGUGCCCAUCGUUCCACCGGAUGACAAUGAAUAUCCAUAUGCGCUUAACGCUAACGAGGGCAUCGAUCGCCUUUUUGAUUUUAGCUCCGAUGCCUUUGGGCCCUAAGAUCGAUCUGUUGAUCCAACAAAACACACACAAAAACACAAACAACAACAAAUCAACUGCGAAUUGGGGGAAUUUUUGGGGGUGUUUAUAAUUUUAAAUUAUAUACAAGGAAAGCAGCGCAUAUAACUUUAGAGAUGAUCUAUUAUUAUUAUUAUUAUUAUAUUAUUAAUAUUAUUAUUAUUACAAAUUAUCAAGUAAAGAAGCAGUUUAAAGAAAAUUCAACAAAAACAAAUUGUAGAAAACUUAAUGAAACUAAGUUGUGUGUAACAUUUUAAGCGUAAAAUCCAACCUACAUUUACAUUUAUAAUCCAAACGUAUUUUAAGUAAAAACAACAACAAAAAAAACAACUAAAAGAAAAAGAAAAACAAACAAAAAUGCCCUCACAAAAUGCAAAAACACAUUUUAUAAGCAAAUUUCAAUUUUUAGCCUUAACAAGAAAACGAAACAAAACUAAAACAGCAACAUCAAUGCUGAAUACUUAAUGCAAAAGAAGCAAAUCGAUGAGAAACAUUCAAAGAUGCCUCAUACAAAAAUAUUUUGCGCCAGAACUGUCUGUAAAUUAGAACACUCACACACACACAUACACCCAAAAACACACACCCACAAAAAACACAAACAAAACAAAAGCAAAAAACAUAAUUUUUAAUUAGUAAAACAAAAUAGUUAUUAAACUAAAUAUUAUAUGAAAAUAAAACAACUAAAAAAAAAAAACAAAACAAAAAAGGAAAACAACUAUAAGAAACAAGAAGAAA
Messenger RNA from Drosophila albomicans, 5007 nucleotides. RefSeq names its product transcription factor E2f1 (gene E2f1). Lineage: Eukaryota; Metazoa; Arthropoda; Insecta; Diptera; Drosophilidae. The coding region runs from base 1654 to 4254 and encodes 866 amino acids. Gene Ontology annotation, cellular component: RNA polymerase II transcription regulator complex. Gene Ontology annotation, molecular function: DNA-binding transcription factor activity, RNA polymerase II-specific; RNA polymerase II cis-regulatory region sequence-specific DNA binding; protein dimerization activity. Gene Ontology annotation, biological process: regulation of transcription by RNA polymerase II. The record is from RefSeq and is a predicted model, not a curated record. The transcript has 6 exons.